GGCUAGCCCGGCUUGUUUAGCGCUGCAGCCGCGCCGGCGCGGGGCUCCCGGGAGCGCCGGCCCCGCCCCGCGGCAGGGCCCGGGCUGAUGGCGGCCGGGCCGUGCGCUGGUGCUGCAGCCCGCGGGGAGCGGCUCGGGCUGGCCCCGACACGGCAAAGCACCAUUCUUUCAUGAAGAUGGGAGCACACAUAACAACUGCUUAUGACUGAAAUUGACACACCUUCCUGAAGAGCUACAAGACCACAAACAGGCAGUAAGAAGAGCGCAACCGAUCGCAGAGCACAAGAUGAGUAUCUUUUUUCUGCUGUUAGUUGUAGGAGUUUGCUGGGCACAGUACAGCCCUAACGCGCUCUCUGGGAGGACGUCUAUUGUACAUCUCUUCGAAUGGCGCUGGGCGGAUAUUGCUCUGGAGUGUGAGCGCUAUUUAGCUCCUAAUGGAUUUGGAGGAGUUCAGAUUUCACCUCCAAAUGAAAAUGUUAUCAUUACUGACCCCUGGCAACCAUGGUGGGAAAGAUACCAGCCUGUCAGCUACAAGCUGUGCACACGAUCUGGAAAUGAAACUGAAUUUAGAGACAUGGUGACCAGGUGCAACAAUGUUGGAGUACAUAUUUAUGUGGAUGCAGUAAUCAACCACAUGUGUAGAGCUCAUGCUGGUGCUGGCAGCCAUGCUACUUGUGGGAGCUAUUUCAGUGCAAAGACUGAAGAUUUUCCAGCUGUGCCUUAUUCUGGCUGGGACUUCAAUGAUGGUAAAUGUAAAUCUAGAAGUGGAGACAUUGAGAAUUAUCAUGAUAUAUCUCAGGUCCGAGACUGCCGCUUGGUGAGCCUUCUUGAUCUGGCCCUGGAGAAGGACUAUGUCAGCUCAAAAGUUGCUGAGUACAUGAACCACCUCAUUGAUAUCGGUGUAGCAGGCUUCCGAAUUGAUGCUGCCAAGCAUAUGUGGCCGGGGGACCUGAAGGCAGUUUUAGACAAGCUGAAUGACCUAAACACGAAAUGGUUUUCUGCAGGAACUAAACCUUUCAUUUACCAGGAGGUGAUUGACCUGGGUGGAGAGCCGAUCAAAGGCAGCGACUACUUUGGAAAUGGCCGAGUGACAGAAUUCAAAUAUGGUGCGAAACUGGGGACGGUGAUCCGCAAGUGGAACGGGGAAAAGAUGGCGUACUUAAAGAACUGGGGAGAAGGCUGGGGCUUUGUGCCUUCCGACAGAGCCCUGGUCUUUGUGGAUAAUCACGACAACCAGCGGGGCCACGGGGCCGGUGGAGCUUCCAUUCUAACGUUCUGGGACGCCAGGCUUUAUAAGAUGGCAGUUGGUUUCAUGCUUGCUCAUCCAUAUGGGUUCACGCGUGUGAUGUCAAGUUUUCGCUGGCCAAGAAACUUUGUCAAUGGACGGGACGUCAAUGACUGGGUUGGACCGCCGAGUAACGCGGAUGGAUCAGUAAGGCCCGUUACAAUCAAUGCAGACACUACCUGUGGCAACGACUGGGUUUGUGAACAUCGCUGGCGUCAAAUAAAGAACAUGGUCAUCUUCCGUAAUGUGGUGGACGGUCAGCCUUUCUCCAACUGGUGGGACAACGGCAGCAAUCAAGUGGCUUUUGGUCGUGGUAGUAAAGGCUUCAUCGUUUUCAAUAAUGACGACUGGGAUCUGAACAUCAGUUUGCAAACGGGACUGCCUGCUGGUACCUACUGUGAUGUUAUUUCUGGAGAAAAGGAAGGCAACACAUGUACUGGAGAACAGGUCUAUGUUUCCGGAGACGGGAUAGCUCGUUUCCACGUUGGUAACAACGCUGAAGAUCCAUUUGUUGCAAUUCAUGUUAAUGCUAAGUUAUAACUUGGGAGAAAUACCUUUCUCGACUUGGUGUGUGCAUUACUGUUCCCCCAUAUGUUGUUCACUGGUACUUGAGCCUGAGCAAUUCUCUGUAUCUAGUGAAUUAAAAAUGGCAAUCAAA
Messenger RNA from Falco peregrinus (peregrine falcon), 1943 nucleotides. RefSeq names its product pancreatic alpha-amylase. Bases 287 to 1825 code for a protein of 512 amino acids. Lineage: Eukaryota; Metazoa; Chordata; Aves; Falconiformes; Falconidae. Gene Ontology annotation, molecular function: cation binding; alpha-amylase activity. Gene Ontology annotation, biological process: carbohydrate metabolic process. The record is from RefSeq and is a predicted model, not a curated record. The transcript is spliced from 12 exons.